Molecule: messenger RNA, 2901 nt
Organism: Mya arenaria
Lineage: Eukaryota; Metazoa; Mollusca; Bivalvia; Myida; Myidae
Product: heterogeneous nuclear ribonucleoprotein A2 homolog 1-like
Exons: 10
Coding region: 10-1740 (576 amino acids)
Molecular function (GO): RNA binding
Source: RefSeq, a predicted model, not a curated record
GCAGGUGCGAUGAAAAUCGAAAUGGCCGACGAAAAUUCUACAUUUGAGGAGAGGACUGAACAAGGACCAGAGCGUCGGGAGAGAAAUCGUGAAGGUCGCGAUUAUGACAGACGUGACCGAGGCAAGAGGAAGCGAGAUAUGGAUGACUAUGGGGAGGAUUCGGAGAGGUUCAGGAAGCUUUUCAUUGGUGGGCUGUGUUACAGUACAACUAAUGAGGUCCUUAAGGAGUACUACGAACAGUGGGGUGAGGUGACAGACUCUAUUGUGAUGAUGGAUCCAGAAACCAGGAGAUCUCGAGGGUUUGGGUUUGUGACAUACAAGGAAUCGAGCAUGUUAGAAGAAUGUAUGUCCAACAGACCGCACAUCAUCGACGGCAGAACAGUUGAUGCCAAACGUGCCAUGCCGAAGACGGGCAGAAACUCUAACACUAGUGAGAGUAAAGAAUCUGUAUACAAGAUGUUUGUGGGAGGACUAAGGGACAUGACGACGACCGCUUCCCUCAAGGAGGCAAUGGAACAGUUCGGCUCCGUGCGACAUGUGGAACUUAUGAUGGAUAAAAACACAGGAAGACAUCGGGGAUUCGCUUUUGUCACAUUUGAUGAUACAGAUUCCGUGGAUAAGGCUGUGUUGAAACAGCAUGUUAUGGUUGACAGCAAGGAAGUGGAGAUGAAAAAAGCGGAGGCUAAAACAAACAAAGGUCGGGGCAGAGACCGAGAGGAUUCUAUGUGGAACAUGGGUGGAAAUAUGGGUGGUGGUGGUGGUGGAGGAGGAAAUAUGGGCAUGGGUAAUAAAAUGGGAAAUCAGAUGGGCAUGGGAGGAAAUAUGGGUGGAAUGGGUAUGAAUAACAUGGGGAUGGGUGGAAAUAUGGGGAUGGGCGGGAAUAUGGGAAUGGGAGGAAAUAUGGGGAUGGGUGGAAAUAUGGGUGGAAACAUGGGGAUGGGUGGAAAUAUGGGUGGAAUGGGAAUGGGAAAUUACAAUAUGGGUCAAGGGAUGGGUGGUAUGGGCGGAAAUAUGGGCAUGAAUAAUAUGGGAAUGGCUGGGAAUUAUGGGGGCUAUGGUGGUUAUGGGAUGGGUGGAAAUAUGGGGAUGGGCGGGAAUAUGGGAAUGGGAGGAAAUAUGGGGAUGGGUGGAAAUAUGGGUGGAAACAUGGGGAUGAUGAACAACCAAGCUGGGCAGACCACCACAGGAGCAUCAACUGGUGGCAAAGACUCUACAAAAAAUGCUGUAGCCCCAAUGAACAGUGGACAGACAUCAUCUACAUCCUCACAAGCCUCUGGCCAGGGGUAUAACCAGCAGCAGAUGAUGCCUAACCAGAUGGGCAUGCAGAAUCCCAUGGGCAUGAUGGGAAAUCAGAUGGGCAUGAUGGGAAAUCAGAUGGGUAUGAUGCCCAACCAAAUGGGCUAUAACCAGAUGGGAAUGAUGGGAAAUUAUGGUGGAUACGGAAUGGGCAUGGGAAUGCAGGGAAUGGGAGGUAACCCCAUGAUGAACCAGAUGCAGGGUCAAGGUCAGAUGGGGGGUCAAGGUCAGAUGGGUCAAGGUCAGCAGAUGGGGAACCAGCAGCAGAUGGGCAUGAUGGGACAGCAGCAGCAGCCACAGAUUCAGGGAGCAGACAAGUCCGGAGCCGCCCCAGCCACGGGAGGUUACGGCAUGGCAGGGCAGCAGGGCUGGGGCACAGGGUCUGGUGAAUACAAUGCUGGUGGCGAUUACAGUGCACAGGGAAAGGCCUCAGGUGGCAGAUAAAGCGACUAAACAGGCAUGGCAGUUGUGUGCAGAUCGUGUGAGAUGUAGUGUAGGAUACUGGUUGCCAUGGCGAUAAAGGAACAUGUAGAUCUUGUGUUCAGUAGACUUUCAUCUUCAUAAAACAUGCUGGCUCAUGCCCAUCGUAGAUUAGACAUGUGUUACUUUCACCUUAAUGAAAUGAUUGUCAUAAAAAUUGUCAUAAUUACAAACAAGUCAUCUAAUUAAAUUGUGGAUUCUUGUACUGGUGCUUGCCAUUUAUAUUUUCAAAUAAAAUAAAUCAGCAAGCCCGGAAAUCAUGUUACCAAUGCGGGCUUCUGGGCUUAUGCUUAUUUCGACCACUUGACAGAUAUUCCAGUAGUAAGAUGUACUGUAUUGUAGAAAUCAAAAAAAUAAAAUUCCAGUGUUUUGUUUAUGUAUCAAGUUUGUGUUUGACAGACUAUGGAACAAUUGAUGUUAUAUUUAACUUGUUAAGGCUAAUUUUCUGUUGUUCUGUCAUUACUUUGUUAUUGUACAUUGUUAAUUUUAGUCCUGUUCUGUUCAUAAAGAAUAAGGGAAUGAUCACAAAUAAGUUGAUUAUGAUUUUAAUUGAACUGUAGGCUUUUAGUUUCUGGAUUAUUUGGUUUGAUUCACACAUACCAAUUAAAUACAUUUAUUUGUGUGCGUAGCUAUUCUAAUCCCAGGAUGAAUUGUUUAUUGAUUUUUGAUGUUACUGGUACAUUUAAUAAUAAUUUAGAUCAGCUUAGAAAAAAGCUUUGUACAUAGCUAUACUUGCUUAUGACUAGAGUAUAGGUAGGCGUAAACUACCAGUACUAAACAAAAAGAAUACAUAUAAUAUAUACUCUGGUCAUUAGUUGUUAAUUACAUAGAUCCAAAUAAGAAUUUCAUUAGUUAAAAUCAAUGACUCACUAUUUGGUUUUCAACAUGUACUGUUAAAGCAAAGGGACACACACUCAUCACUGGAGUGGCUUCAUAAAUUAUGUACAAUAUAUACCAUGGUAUAUUACAUUUGUUUUAUCAGUUAAAAUAGAUCAUAGAGUAGAUAAAGCUAUGUUUUAUGUAAUGUUUUAUUUUGAUAUUUGUUGUGUAACAUAUUAUGAUGAACUAUUUUUGUCAGAUUAAAUAUUCAACAAUUGUAGUUGCAAUAAAGUUUUGUAGAUUAGA